CUGGUCAAUAUCAAAAAGGAUUUCUACCCUACUGAAAAAAGUUCAGCACCCAAUCACAGCUCUAAACCCUAUUCGCAACACUAAAGAAUUUUUCAUCGAAUUUAUAUCGUCAAACAAAAUCCAAUGGAAGUGCAAUGUGAUAAAUGCAAGUUACCAAUUCCACUGGCAAAGUGCUUAACCUGCACCAAAUGUGAAAACCAUUACCAUAGCGAAUGUACAAAGAUGGAUAAUUCCACACCAUAUCAUAGCUGGAGAUGCGAUGGUUGUACGUCAUCACGAUCAGGUACUCACGCAACUCUUGAUUUGGAACGGUUGCAAGAUGAGAUAAACACCGAGAGAAUAUCUAUGAACAAACGCUUCGAUAUUCUACAGAAGCACUUUAAUACAUUGAAAACUAGUAUUGAUGUCCAACGAAAUCAUUCCGAUAUGAGCGCCAAACAGCUGUUCGCACCCGAAGUGAACAAACCUGAUGUUGAUGGAAUUUGCAGAAGCGAAAACGAUAGAAUGGGGUUGGAAUCGGGAUUGCAGAAGAUGUUUGCUCGUCAGGUGAUUUCAUCUGACUUACCUGUUUUCAAUGGAAAACCUGAAGACUGGCCGAUCUUCAUUAGCUGUUAUAAUAAUUCUACCAAAGCAUGUGGCUUCACUAACGUAGAGAACUUAAUGAGAUUGCAGAGGUGUCUUCAGGGUCCAGCACGUCGAGCCGUCGGUAGCAAACUACUUCUUCCUGAAUGUGUGUCUCAGGUCAUCGAUACACUACGUUUACUGUACGGUAGACCCGAACUACUAAUAUCAACACUCAUUAAACAGAUUCACGACACACCAGCUCCGAAAAACGACGAUCUCGACUCGUUGAUAGCGUAUGGAUUAGAGGUUCGAAAUUUAUCGGAUCACAUGGUUGCUGCUGGUUUGGAAUCUCAUUUAAACAAUCCAUGCCUUCUUCAUGAGAUGGUAAACAAACUACCGACACACUUGAAGCUGCAAUGGGCCUACGACAAGCGAAAAUUUAACGAUGUCACUAUUGCUACCUUUAGCAGCUUUAUGUCUAAGUUGGUAGAGGCGGCCAGUCAAGUUACAUCCAACGUAACAUUUGAUCUGGAUACUCAACGGGAUGAACACAGUGCCAGUUACGACAGUGAUGAAGAGAGAAGAUCAUAUCGACCAUCGUCAAAUAGCAGCCGAAGGGAACGACGUAAGCGUUGUUAUGUAUGCAAAGGGAACUAUCAUCGGAUUCUCACUUGCUCGGUAUUUACUUCGAUGUCCGUGAGUGAACGUUGGGAGAUUGUAAACGAAGGCAAACUUUGUCCUUGCUGCUUGAAUCGUCAUCUGCCUUGGCCAUGCAGGACUGUUAGAAGCUGUGGCAUUGACAACUGUCAAUUGAAGCACCACCCAAUGCUACACUUAACGAUCAAUGAAAUUCCGUCAACCAGUGGUUGUACGAUAGAUGUGAGUAGUAAGGAUCGCUACCUACUGAAAUACAUCCCAGUAUCGCUAUAUGGCAAAGUGAAGAAAAUCGAUACUUUUGCCUUUAUUGACGAAGGAUCAUCGCAUACAAUAAUGGAACAAAAACUUGCAAAGGAACUAGGGGUAGAAGAGGAUUGCAGUACAGUAAACCUAAAAUGGAUUGAUGGUACAGUUAGAAAAACUAUGUCUAAAAUAACAACUGUAGGAAUUUCUGAAACAGGUAAAACAAAUCAGUUUUCGUUGAACAAUGUUUCUACAGUUAAUCGGCUAGAUUUACCACUCCAAACUUUUGAUUCAACAACAAUCCGUCAUUCGAAUAAACUUCCAAUUCCAAAUUACUUAAAUGCUAAGCCACGUCUCUUGAUAGGUUUAGCUGAUGCACAUUUAGUGGCACCGUCCGUAGUUCAUGCGGAUGAAGUAAAUAAACUGAUCGCUUUUAAAUGUCAAUUAGGCUGGUGCGCGUAUGGUUAUGAUUCAAACCAAGUUUCAAAAGGUGUAUAGAGUUGAGGCAAAACAAUCGCUUAGUUUUUUUGGUAUCAAAACUAUUCAAAUAAUUCUGUUACGGGUGGGAGAAUGUUGCGAUGUUAUUUUGCAACAUUUGGUUCAACCAAAUUUAGUUAAUGUUGAAACUACCUUCCCUUGCUACGCUUUAGUAAUAUCUGGAUAGACUGGCAAUGAGAGUAGAAUUGGAAACAUGAGUGGUUCAAAGAUUAAAAGUCCAACGACAAUACAAGUUGCUUUGUGUGAACCGAAAUAAAGAAGAGUUAAGAAGUUCAUCAUAAAUUACAAAUAAACCUGUAACAAACCGAUCCGGCGUAGCCGAAGCCAUACAAGAUUGCUGAUUAGGAGUAGGAGCUAAAGUAGUGAUUGCACUGAAAAAUUCUUUAGCUGGUCAAUAUCAUACCGGAUUUCUACCCUGCUGAAAGAAGUUCAGCACCCGAUCACAGCUCUAAACCCUAUUCGCAACAACUA
Messenger RNA from Armigeres subalbatus, 2433 nucleotides. RefSeq lists its product as uncharacterized. The coding region runs from base 124 to 1962 and encodes 612 amino acids. The record is from RefSeq and is a predicted model, not a curated record. The transcript has 2 exons. NCBI's taxonomy places the organism in Eukaryota, Metazoa, Arthropoda, Insecta, Diptera, Culicidae.